AUUCAUAUUUUUUUAUCAACUAGAAUUUGUCUUUUUCUAUGGGAGGAGGUGGUUCAACAUUGCGUAGUUUAUUCCAAAGAUCAAAUGAUUACUCCCAUACAACAUCGUACAAAACUCCGCAGCACCCUUUGAAUCCUGUCAACUAUGAUCAGCCUAGAACUGCAUACAGGCUACAGAAGAAGUAUUCCAAGAUUGGUGAUAAUUAUAGUUCACUCAGUCAAGUAACUGAAGCUUUAGCUCAUGCUGGUCUCGAGUCUUCAAAUUUGAUUGUGGGGAUUGAUUUUACAAAAAGCAAUGAAUGGACAGGAAAUAUUUCUUUCAACCACAAGAGUCUGCAUGACAUUGGAGACACUCCAAACCCAUAUGAGCAGGCUAUAUCUAUUAUUGGAAGAACACUAUCUGCUUUUGAUGAGGAUAAUCUAAUUCCUUGCUUUGGAUUUGGAGAUGCAUCCACACAUGAUCAGGAGGUCUUCAGUUUUUAUCCUGAUGGAAGACCUUGCGAUGGUUUUGAGGAAGCACUGCAGCGAUAUCGAGAAAUAGUUUCAAAUCUCCGACUUGCAGGGCCAACAUCAUUUGCUCCUAUUAUUGAAACUGCAAUAGGCAUUGUUGAUAGCACUGGCGGUCAAUAUCAUGUUCUUCUAAUAAUUGCUGAUGGACAAGUGACACGGAGUGUUGAUACACGAAAUGGCCAGUUAAGCCCACAAGAGAGAGCUACCAUAGAUGCUAUAGUGAAAGCCAGUAAUUAUCCUUUGUCAAUUGUAUUGGUUGGAGUUGGUGAUGGCCCAUGGGACAUGAUGCGGGAGUUUGAUGAUAACAUUCCUUCACGGGCAUUUGACAAUUUUCAGUUUGUAAAUUUCACAGAGAUCAUGUCCAAAAAUAUCCCAAUCAACAGAAAGGAAACAGAUUUCGCCCUUUCUGCUCUCAUGGAGAUUCCUGCACAAUACAAGGCGACAUUAGAGCUCCAGCUUUUGGGUUGCAGGAGGGGGACUCCUCUGCGAGUUUGUCUUCCACCACCGAUUAGGAGCUGCGAUUCUGUAUAUAGCAAUCCAAGAUACUCUAGAGCUAACAUCUUUGACCAAGGUGCUGGGUAUCAUAAUUCGGCAUACAGCAGUCCGAGAUACUCAAGAGCCAGCAGCUUUGACCAAGAAGACACUGGUAUUAAUAGGGGCACAACUACUGUCCCAUCUGAGAGCUCUCUUGGAGAUAGAAAGGAAUGUCCCAUCUGCCUUUAUCAGCAUAAGGAUCUUGCAUUCGGCUGUGGGCACCAGACUUGCUAUAAUUGUGGGAAAGAUUUACGGUUAUGUCCUGUCUGUAAAAAUGUCAUCUCCACUCGAAUAAGGCUCUACUGAAGAUUUGGACUUUAUCGAAAGCCUGGAGGACAUUGCUACACUAUAUGUCUUCAAUUCUAUUUUCUUCGGCUCAAAUAUUCUAUCAAACUUUUUCUAUUAUCAAAGGGCAGUGGUUCAAGCAAAUGAUGGUAACAUAUUGUAAAUACCUGCAUUGUAUAAACCAUACAUCUUGCUCGUUGUUGCUUCUUUUCUAUAUUGUUUUGUAGCUCACUGUAAAUAGCUUGUUAAUAGAUUUGAAAAAUGUUUUAUUG
Messenger RNA from Phalaenopsis equestris, 1600 nucleotides. Its product is annotated as E3 ubiquitin-protein ligase RGLG5-like. The record is from RefSeq and is a predicted model, not a curated record. The transcript has 11 exons. The coding region runs from base 39 to 1349 and encodes 436 amino acids. NCBI's taxonomy places the organism in Eukaryota, Viridiplantae, Streptophyta, Magnoliopsida, Asparagales, Orchidaceae.